AUGUGGUUCAGACAUAUUACCGCACAAAAGGCCUUCGCCUUGGCCUCUUUACUCCUGACUUCCGGGGUCUCAGCAGCCGCUAUUCCCUCAAGCCCGGACUCCGUCUCUGUGGUGCCGUCGUUUGCGGACGAUAUCCCGACGAACACGCAGAUCUCUACAUUCGGAGCGGAUGGCAAGCCCACCUCCGUCCCUAUUGCCGAUGUCUCUAACUGUCCGUCCUGCCGUGACGACGAUGAAGAUGAGCAGACUCCUGGAGAAUGGGCCCUCGGUGUCCGUGACUUCGAAACCGACCCUGAGUCCCUGGAAUCAAUCCCUGUCAUUACCAUCCCGUCCAGCGGGAGUGAUCUAAGCGAUGCUCCAUCCAAGACUACACGCCAGCCGGCCACGCAGGCGAAACGGGCUCCAGCAGCCACCAAGUCGGACGACCGAUACAAGAAGCUGAAGGAAGCCCUAGGCAAAACACCCGAAGUCGGCCAGGGCUAUGCUAUUAAGAUAAGAAGCGAACGAAACGAGGUCUCGGGCAAGUCGUAUCCCGAUCACUACCUGAUUGUCGUCGGUUACGUCACGCAGCGAACGGAGGGCAACACCGUCAUUCUGAAGUUCGACUCCGGAUGCUACGAUAUUCGACUCCAGGGCAAACAGAUUGUGUUCACGGACCGGAGUGGUCAGGCUUGGUAUGAUUAUGAGAAGGCCAAGUUCGAGGUGCUCGGCAAGAUCAAGUCCGGCUUGACCUACGAGACGAUCGAACGCGAUGGAAAGGCCAUUGCGGCCGAGAUGAAUAAGAAGGGCUAUAGCCUUCUUACCAAAAACUGUCGGGAUUUUGUGCUGAAGAUGUAUAAGAAGAUUAAGGCUUGA
This is a messenger RNA of Aspergillus homomorphus CBS 101889, 855 nucleotides long. RefSeq lists its product as uncharacterized. Lineage: Eukaryota; Fungi; Ascomycota; Eurotiomycetes; Eurotiales; Aspergillaceae. The record is from RefSeq and is a predicted model, not a curated record. The coding region runs from base 1 to 855 and encodes 284 amino acids. The transcript is spliced from 3 exons.